AUGCUGUUAGUUUGUGUAUUAGAGAGAGGCCCUGGCCAUUUUUCAUCGCCAGCAAAAAUCUCGGCAGCUUUCAAGACCGCCAGCAAAAAUCUCGGCAAAUUGCAUGCGUUUGACGAGACCGAUAAACAAGUUUCAUUCUUUUGUUCAACAUUGUUGUAUCUCAUUUUGACAUGCUUGGCUAUAUUUGACAAUGCUUUUAUUCUUAUACUUGUUCACUUUUGCAUCUCUGCUGGGAAAUAUUGUGUGAGGACUGUGUGUCAAAGACUGUUGGCCAGCAAUGGUUACAAAAUGGUAGGAGAUUAUGAAAAAGCGUUUGCUUUGUUGUGGCAUACUUUUCUCCCUUUUUCUCACGACCGCACUUUUUUCCCCUUUUUUCCCUUUGCUUUGUCUUACGGUGUCAUGAUUAUCGACGAAGCGAUUGAUAACAAUGUAGAAAGACUAGACACCAGCCGUCAUUGUCCUUUUCGCAACAAAGUAUACGAUAAUUUGGACUCCCUGAGCAACCACAUUAAGCGAUCCAAAGAUGAUUCCGAUAACGACGUUGCAAAUUUGUCCAUGGACCUUAUUGCUGUUCCAACAGUCAAGACAAUAAAGCACAUACUGGAUAAAGUGGUAAGCAAUGUCAUACUUUGGGAGCAUUCUCAAGCCAUUAUUAAUGCUCGUCAAUCAAUGAACUGUCGCUUAGAUGAUAAAGAUAGAAAUGCCUGGAUCAUUGACAAAAUGGAAUUUGAACCAUUUGCCUUGACAUGCUCUGAUAAUCAAGAUAAAGUUAUAGGAUACAAUGCGCUCAGUCACGCUACCAACAUUAAGAAGAUGUUUAACAAUGUAUUUGAAUACAAAGCUAUUUUUGUGUAG
Messenger RNA from Phycomyces blakesleeanus NRRL 1555(-), 855 nucleotides. RefSeq lists its product as hypothetical. Lineage: Eukaryota; Fungi; Mucoromycota; Mucoromycetes; Mucorales; Phycomycetaceae. The transcript is spliced from 5 exons. The coding region runs from base 1 to 855 and encodes 284 amino acids. The record is from RefSeq and is a predicted model, not a curated record.